AUGGCCGUGGCGUUGGACCUCACAGCCAGCUACAAGGCGCGCAAGGAGGCCUUUGUCUCCAACCUUUCAGGCAGCUCCUUGACUGAGAUCAACCUGGUCACCCUCGUUGCGGGAUCAGCAGUCCUCCUCUGGUCAGCAUUGCAAAAGAAGGAGUCCUUCUUCACUCCGUACACGCCCGUCGCCGCGCUGGCCGACUUUCUGCUUAAUGUCUGUGCCAUUCUGUUCGCCAUCACCUUGUACUCGGCUGCUCCGCUGGCCCUGAACAUCUUCCUGGCCAUUCCGGCCGUGUUAGUUCUAUGUCUCAAUACCAGCUCUUCUUCACCUUUAUCAUCUUCUUCCUCUUCCACCGGCUCGGCGGCGAAGUCCAAGGCGAAGGCAAAGUCCAAGUCCAAAUCCAGCCCGGCCAAAGCAGACUCUCCGGCCCAACAUGGCGACGUUGAUGGCCCUCGUCUUCCACUCCGCCCGUUCCUGACGCACUACCGCGGCUCCAUGCUCGUGGUGACGUGUCUGGCCAUCCUGGCCGUCGACUUCCCACUCUUCCCGCGCCGCUUCGCCAAGGUCGAGACAUGGGGCACCUCUCUGAUGGACUUGGGCGUCGGCUCCUUUGUCUUUUCUGCCGGAGUGGUGUCGGCUCGAGCACUGGUCAAAGUCAAGCCAACCGCCAACCCCGAGCAGGGCCGGCCAGGUUCAACCUCGACGUCUACCGACAACACCACCACCGCCACCACCACUACACCCAAUUUCAGCAGUCGUUUCGGCCAGGCUGUCCGCCAUUCCAUCCCUUUGUUAGUUCUAGGCUUCGUGCGGCUCUGGAGCGUCAAGGGUCUCGACUACGCCGAGCACGUGACCGAGUACGGCGUGCAUUGGAACUUCUUCUUCACGCUGGCCUUGCUGCCUCCGUUCGUCGAGAUGUCCGACAUGAUCACACGCCGAGUUUUCAAGCAGUAUCGCCACGACGCCCUGGCCGUCGCGCUGGCCGUCAUCUACGAAUUGGUCCUCGACAAGACCGACCUGCUCCGCUACAUCGUCGCCGCGCCGCGCGGGCCGGAUCUCCUCUCGAUGAACCGCGAGGGUGUGUUUUCCUUCACAGGCUACCUGGCCAUCUUCCUCGCCGGCCGCGCCACUGGCAUGCGAGUGGUACGGUUCCGGUCCCCGACCCGCGAGGCAAGUCCCGGUUCCGGUUCCAGUUCAGGUGUGUCAGACACGUUGAAUGCCAAUCCAGUGCAGACGACGCGGCGCGAGCGCGGCCUCGUGCUCCGCGACCUGUUGAUCCAGUCCAUCAUCUACGCGGCCUUGUACUGGCUCUCGACCAGCUUCUACGGCCUCGGCCUGAGCGUGUCGCGCCGUCUGGCGAACCUGCCGUACGUGCUGUGGGUCGCCGGGUUCAACAACGCCCAGAUCCUUCUGUUCGGCCUGAUCGAGGCCGCCGGCCCGGCCUUCUCCUACGAGCCCGAAGACGCCGGCCUCGUGCGCGCCGCCACCAGCCGCAUCCUGCGCGCCUUCAACACCAACGGCCUCGUCGUUUUCUUGCUCGCCAACCUCUUGACCGGCUUGGUCAACUUGACCGUGAACACCCUCGACAUGACCAACUUGCUGGCUAUUGCCGUGCUGCUGGCCUACGCUGCGGCCGUGACCGCGGUCGCGCUAGUGCUGGAUGCCACAGGCGUCAAGAUUCGCAUCUAG
Molecule: messenger RNA, 1683 nt
Organism: Capronia epimyces CBS 606.96
Lineage: Eukaryota; Fungi; Ascomycota; Eurotiomycetes; Chaetothyriales; Herpotrichiellaceae
Exons: 2
Coding region: 1-1683 (560 amino acids)
Biological process (GO): GPI anchor biosynthetic process; protein localization to plasma membrane
Cellular component (GO): endoplasmic reticulum; membrane
Molecular function (GO): glucosaminyl-phosphatidylinositol O-acyltransferase activity
Source: RefSeq, a predicted model, not a curated record